Messenger RNA from Amblyraja radiata (thorny skate), 1118 nucleotides. RefSeq names its product regulator of microtubule dynamics 1 (gene rmdn1). The record is from RefSeq and is a predicted model, not a curated record. Lineage: Eukaryota; Metazoa; Chordata; Chondrichthyes; Rajiformes; Rajidae. Bases 13 to 942 code for a protein of 309 amino acids. Gene Ontology annotation, molecular function: microtubule binding. The transcript has 10 exons. Gene Ontology annotation, cellular component: mitochondrion; spindle microtubule; cytoplasm.
GGGUCGGGGAAGAUGGCGGCGGCGGCGGCGGCGGGAAGGGCCGCUCUCAUCACCCGCUUCCUGCUCACAGCCGCGGGCAACGGCCGGAGGGCGAGGCUUUCCCGCGGCCUUGGGCCCAGGAUCCCAGCGCGGGUUCUGGAAGGUGCUAAAAAUUUAGGAAGAGGACUUACUCUGACUUUAUUUACCUUUCUGGGUUAUAAGACUUACAGAAACAUUCCAGGAUCGUUAUUAAUUUAUGCUAAUCAAACAGUGGAAGAAAUCAUAGACCAAGCAGACUAUCUUUAUGGCACUGGAGAGACGGAGAAGCUUUAUCUCCUUCUUAUUGAACACAAGGACAGUACAAAUGACGAGAUUCUAUGGCGUCUAGCUCGAGCUUCCCGUGAUUUAGCUCAACUAGAAAGCAUCACUGCGGAGAGGAAACAGCAUCUGAUUUACGAGGCCUUGGAGUUUGCUGAAAAGGCACUGGAAAAAAAUGCAUCGAGCUUUGCAGCUCAUAAGUGGUAUGCGAUAUGCAGCAGUGAUGUAGGAGACUACGAGGGCAUCAAGGCAAAAAUUGCUAAUGCUUAUGUCAUUAAAGAACAUUUUCAGAAAGCCAUUGAACUUAAUCCCAAAGAUGCAACAUCAUUUCAUUUAAUGGGAUUAUGGUGUUUUACAUUUGCUGAAAUGCCCUGGAUCCAACAUAAAAUAGCCUCUGCAUUGUUUGCCACCCCACCAAGUUCCACGUAUGAAGAGGCCCUUAAUUAUUUUGACAAAGCAGAAGAAGCUGAACCAAAUUUCUACAGCAAAAACUUAUUAAUGUUGGGGAAAACUUACAUUAAAUUACAAAACAAGAGACUGGCUUUAUUGUGGCUGACCAAAGCUGCAAACUACCCAGCACGAAAUGAAGAAGACAAGCAGGUUCAAAAAGAAGCUGCUGAAUUACUGAAGUUAUUGAGGACCUAGCUCAAGCCAACGAUGUCAACUGUUCAGCCAGCCACCGUGUGAGAGGAUCAAUUUUGAAGUUAAUUGAUUUUUCAAACAUCAAUGAAAAGGAUUUUUAUUCAUUUAACCACAAAGGAAUUUACACAAUUGUACAGCCCUGGUACAGCAUUAACCAAAUAAACAUUUAUAUUUGUGCA